Messenger RNA from Lindgomyces ingoldianus, 304 nucleotides. RefSeq lists its product as uncharacterized. Lineage: Eukaryota; Fungi; Ascomycota; Dothideomycetes; Pleosporales; Lindgomycetaceae. The transcript has a single exon. The record is from RefSeq and is a predicted model, not a curated record. Bases 110 to 289 code for a protein of 59 amino acids.
GUUUGAUCGCGAGUCAUAUGAACACGCGACGUGGCUCUCCGGGCGAACGUUUUUCGACACAAAAUUUGGACUUGCGGGGAUAGGCUGCCAGGGAGUCACCGAUAUCCAAAUGGGAGAUAAGGUGGUUGUGUUGAAGAAUACGGAAUUUCCGAUGGUUAUUCGGGAGACGGAGGACAAGCAGUAUCAUACGAUUGUGGGGUAUGCGAUUGUGAGAGGGUUCAAGUACGAAGAAUUUGAGAAGUUGGGGAGGUUUCAGAAGCCGUUGAGGCAGGCAUUUUACUUCCGUUAAGGUUGCGGCUCUACA